This is a messenger RNA of Ricinus communis (castor bean), 771 nucleotides long. RefSeq names its product transcription factor DYT1. Gene Ontology annotation, cellular component: nucleus. NCBI's taxonomy places the organism in Eukaryota, Viridiplantae, Streptophyta, Magnoliopsida, Malpighiales, Euphorbiaceae. Gene Ontology annotation, biological process: regulation of DNA-templated transcription. Gene Ontology annotation, molecular function: DNA-binding transcription factor activity; sequence-specific DNA binding; protein dimerization activity. Bases 39 to 662 code for a protein of 207 amino acids. The transcript has 4 exons. The record is from RefSeq and is a predicted model, not a curated record.
CACUGAACUGGACCAGUAUUGACCGGUCAUCUCCGCGAAUGGAAUUUGUAGUGCCUGCCAUGGAUGACUUAUGUAUUGCUCAAGAAGGUGGCAGAAGGGGAAGAUUGGGGCAGAGAACGGUCGAUUAUGAUGAUACCAAAGAGUACAAAUCAAAGAACCUAGGUGCUGAAAGGAGGAGAAGAAAAAAGCUUAGCGAGAGGCUCUUGGCAUUGCGUGCAUCCGUUCCUAUAAUCACCAAUAUGAACAAGGCAACCAUAAUUGCGGAUGCUAUUACUUACAUCCAGGAGCUGCAGAAGCAUGUGAAGCAUCUUAGUGAUCAGCUUCUUGAAAUGGACGAAUUGUCAGAGGAAGCAGUCAAGACAAGGAGUGAUGAGUUUGAUCCUGCGGAGGAAAUGAAGCAAUGUGGAAUAAUGGAAGAUGUUCAGGUGACUUAUGUUGAUGAGACUAAGCUGUGGAUUAAGAUAAUCUUGGAGAAGAAAAGAGGCAGGUUCACUAGGCUAAUAGAGGCCCUCAGUUAUCUUGGCCUUGAACUUACUGAAACCACUGUUACCACCUACAGAGGAGCAAUGCUUGUUUCAUCCUUUGUUGAGGGUGCCUAUGGUGAUACACUAACAGUUCAGCAGACCAAGGAAUAUCUACUAGAGAUCAUCAGAACCAUAUAGAAGACGACAUUUCUUGGUGCUUUUUUAUCAAUUACAAAACGAUUCAUGAAUUUCGGAAAAUAAUAUUAGAUUGAUCUUAUACAAUGAUAAAUUAGAUUUGAUGCAUUAA